UUGCACUUAUUCGUGAUCGCCCCUAGCGGAACUGCAACAGAUUGCAGGUACAAUGGAGUUAAUAGGGAGUGAUCCGGCUCUCCGUAAACGUGCUCUUCUUUGAACUAGAUUCUGUGGGCGUUGCAGUGUUUUCUUCCUAGUAAAUCACACAGGAAGGAUGAACGUGUCUUGUGGGCAAACCCAUAUCUAGACGCCCAUCUAGGCCAAACAAAAACCACAUCCUUUCCAAUAGCAGAGCGGAGUGUUUAAACUAUGUGAUGUUGAAAUCGUGCCGAUAAAUAAUCCUUCUAUUUAAAAAGACACCUGACACCAGGGACACAGUCAAGGCUUAAAGCCAGAGAUAUAGGUACCGCUACAGGUUGGCCUCAGCCCCGCCUCUCCUUCACAUCAACAUCCUGCUUUCAAGGAUGUGGGCUGCGUGAUCACACAGAGAUCGCUCGCAGGCCACUAUUGUUUCCUGUCAUUUGCGUCCUGCGCCAUGGCGAGAGCGCUUCCCAUCACGGCGCUUCUCCUGCUCCUGCUCACAGGACUCUGUCACUCACAAGGAGCGACAUCAUCAAUAAAGCCACCUGUGACGUCAACACUCACAGCAACCCCGUCAUCAACAAGAACAGUAUCUACAUCAUCAUCAACAACAACAACAACAACAACAACAUCAGCAGCAGGAUCUACAGGCAAACCUAUCACUGUCUCAUCUACAGCUGCCGCAGCAGCACAAAGUCCCACAGGGUCCCCAUCCACAAGCAAAACCACAGAGGAUAGAAAAGCAACACAGUCCGCAGAGUCCAGAUCCACACCAGCUAAUGCUGUCAGUGCUACUGUGCCCACUCACACCUCCAAUGGCACUCAAGAUGGAACUACACCCAAACAAGAAGUUAAUGGAACUGCACCCAGUCAAAAUGACACCGGUACAACUACACCCAGUCAAGAUGGAACUACCCCACAUUCAACCAACUCUACGACCCCCAGUAUGAGCACCACACUUGGGCCUUACAACUCAAGCUCAACCACAAGCACAGCUAUUCUGGGUGGUGUCGUGAAGGGCUUGUCCAAGAGUCCUGGGUUGAUUGCGGUGCUGUCCAUCUUUGUCAUCAUUCUGGCCUUGUUGUUGGUGGUCGGGAUAGUCAAAGCCGCCACCUCAGGCUCUGCAAAGUUUGAGAGGCUGGAUGAAGUACCAAUGGGUCACAUUAAUGAAGACUCUCCUUUUGCUCAGUACCCACCCAAAUGAAGAAGUCAACUCAAAUGCUUAAAUGACACAAAUGAAUGAAUAAUGACCUUGAAGUGCUGUGUAUUUGUAAUAUGUGUUUAUGAGCCAAAAAAAACAUUAAAGAAAUGAUGAAUGUUAAAAAAA
This is a messenger RNA of Alosa sapidissima (American shad), 1351 nucleotides long. Its product is annotated as cell wall integrity and stress response component 2-like. The transcript is spliced from 5 exons. The record is from RefSeq and is a predicted model, not a curated record. Bases 479 to 1228 code for a protein of 249 amino acids. NCBI's taxonomy places the organism in Eukaryota, Metazoa, Chordata, Actinopteri, Clupeiformes, Clupeidae.